This is a messenger RNA of Pararge aegeria (speckled wood butterfly), 1503 nucleotides long. It is a transcript of the gene Orc5, whose product is annotated as origin recognition complex subunit 5. NCBI's taxonomy places the organism in Eukaryota, Metazoa, Arthropoda, Insecta, Lepidoptera, Nymphalidae. The transcript has a single exon. The coding region runs from base 56 to 1447 and encodes 463 amino acids. Gene Ontology annotation, biological process: DNA replication initiation; DNA replication. Gene Ontology annotation, cellular component: nuclear origin of replication recognition complex; nucleus. The record is from RefSeq and is a predicted model, not a curated record. Gene Ontology annotation, molecular function: DNA replication origin binding.
UUCAGUUAUCCGCGCUUUGCGACUUGUAGCUUUUGAUUUUGUUUAUUUUAAAAAUAUGGACGAAAUAUAUGAAAAAGUGCCUUGUAGAGAGAACCAGUUAGAUGAUUUGUUAGAUCUGCUGGGUGAAGACGAUGAACCGCUACCGGUUUCCAUAUUUAUCAGUGGAAACAUGGCUACUGGAAAAAGUUUAUGUGUAAACACUGUGCUACAGCAUUUACGUUUCAAACACGUUAUGAUAGACUGCAUAGAGUGCUAUACGCCGAAAAUUAUGUACGAGGUAAUUUUAUCGGGACUUUACGAUGACCAGGUAGAUAUUAAAUGCGAUUCUAUAUGGGAAUUAAUGAAUAACCUAAACACAUACAGUACUCAACUAAGUCGCUACGAACCAAUAGUAUUAGUGUUCGACAGAGCAGAAAGGUUUCGUGCAAUGGAUCAAAGCAUAAUGUGCGCGUUUUUAAGAUUGCGCGAAUUCUGUACCUUAAAUAUUUGCACAUUUUUUGUCACUCAUCUGAUUUACGACAACUUUAAUUUCAAAAUGGGCGUCCGAGAGCCUAUAAAGAUCUAUUUCCCAAAUUACAACAAAGAGGAGCUGUUUAAAAUAAUAUUUUUACGCCAGAAAGCGUUCGUGCGUCACUUGACGAGCAAUCACGACGUUGAUUGUGGAAUAAAAGAAGAUCUUGAAUGGCCAGAGUUGUUCGCAAACUUUCUUAAUGCAUUCUUGAGCGUGUUCUAUCGACCAUGUCGGGAUUUAAUCGAAUUACAGCAUAUGGCGAGAGUAAACUUUGUAAAAUACUGUGAGCCGAUCAUUAAAAAUGAGAUAAAAUCCAAUGAUCUUUCAAAGCUAUGGCGCCACAUUGCACCUAUUCUCAAAACAAGUUUAGAAUUACUGUAUCUUAGAAUAAGCACAUCAAAACCCACCAUACCAUCGCCAGGGAAAGAAAACAAUGACUGGAUUGAUUCCCAUAACUAUAAUUUUGAAAAUACAUUAAAACAAGAAUUGUUAUCAACAAAGACAUUUGCACAGAGUUUUGAACUGCCAUACUAUGCCAAAUUUCUUCUUAUUGCUGCCUAUUUAGCCAGUUAUAACCCACCGAAAGAAGAUAAAAGGUUGUUUAUGAAAAAUCAUGGAAAACAACGAAAGAGGUUGCAGCAAGUCAAAGCGAAGGCUAAAAUUAGUGAGAAACUAAACACACAGCUUGGACCUAAAGUAUUUACGCUCGAUAGAUUGCUAGCAAUCUUUUACGCUAUACUACAGGAGAAAAUUGGUUUAACAAGUAAUUUAUUGGCUCAAAUAGCCACUUUAGUUGAAUUAAAGUUAAUUGCGGGCAGCAAAGAAAUUGAUUUAGACACAUCUAAAUAUAAGUGCAUAGUUGGUUAUGAUUUUAUUUCAGCCGUUGCUCAAACGGUUGGUUUUAAUGUUAGGAAGUAUUUGUAUGAUUUCAUCUAAACUGUAAUUUCAUAUUUUGUUAAAUAUAAUAUUUAUUAAAUAGUGUAAAUAAUUUA